This is a messenger RNA of Debaryomyces fabryi, 1305 nucleotides long. It is a transcript of the gene CRH11, whose product is annotated as transglycosylase. Bases 1 to 1305 code for a protein of 434 amino acids. Gene Ontology annotation, biological process: carbohydrate metabolic process; fungal-type cell wall organization. Gene Ontology annotation, cellular component: fungal-type cell wall. The record is from RefSeq and is a predicted model, not a curated record. The transcript has a single exon. Lineage: Eukaryota; Fungi; Ascomycota; Pichiomycetes; Serinales; Debaryomycetaceae. Gene Ontology annotation, molecular function: hydrolase activity, hydrolyzing O-glycosyl compounds; glycosyltransferase activity.
AUGAGAGUCAAUUCUUUGUUAAAAAUAUGUGCACUUGUUCCAGGCGUUUUAUCGACCUGUAAUCCAUUGAAAAGUACGAAUUGUGACGCGGAUCAAGCGUUAGGUACAUCUUUUAAAGAAGAUUUUAAGUCUGAAUCGCCAUACUUUGAUAUUGUGAAGCCCAAUGGUGUAUUGUUUAGUGAUGAUGGAUUAGAAUUGAAACUUGCUAAGAGAUUCGACAAUCCAACUUUGCAAUCAAAGUUUUACAUAAUGUUCGGAAAAGUUGAGGUAACGUUGCAAGCAGCAGAGGGACAAGGAUUGAUUUCGAGUUUUUUUUUACAGUCGGACGAUUUGGACGAAAUAGAUAUCGAAUUAUUUGGCGGAGAUGGUUAUGAAUUCCAGCUGAAUUACUUUUCAAAAGGUGAUACUACUACCUACGAUAGAGGUGAAUACCACUCCACUUCUUCCAACCCGUUAAAAAACUUCCACACAUAUACUAUAGAUUGGACUCAAGAUUCUUUAACAUGGUCAUUAGACGGAAAAGUUGUAAGAACUUUAGAUGCAGACAAUCCACAGGGUUAUCCACAAUCUCCAAUGUUCAUCAGAAUGGGUAUUUGGGCUGGUGGUGAUCCUUCGAACGAGCAAGGUACUAUUGAAUGGGCUGGUGGAUUGACUGACUACUCAGACAUGCCAUUCUCCAUGUAUGUGAAGUCUCUUAUUGUCACAGAUUACUCUAGUGGUGAGAAAUACGAAUAUGGAGAUAAUUCAGGUGAUUGGACUUCAAUCAAGGCUAUCGAUGGUGAAGUCAAUGGUAGACAAGAACAAGCCGAGAAAGAUUUUAGUACUUUGCAGAACGGUGGCUCAGUUGAUACUGAUUUCGAAGCAUCCAGUAGCUCGAGUUCUUCUUCUGCUUCUUCUUCCCCAUCCUCUUCGUCCGAACUGUUCUCCUCGUCCUCCUCCUCUUUCAAAUCUUCAUCCAAAUCUUCAUCCAAAUCUUCAUCUACAAAAUUGACUUCCUCUACCAAAUUGGCUUCCUCGUCCAAAGCCUCAUCCAAAGCUUCAUCUUCAAACUUGGUAUCAUCCAGUUCCCGCAGAGAGACAUCUUUAUCGGCCACUACAGAUGACUCCUCCACUACAGAUAGCUCAUCCACUUCAGUAUCUUCAAGUUCAAAUGAAUCGGAUGCAGCAAAUACAAGUUCUGCAACAUCAAGUUCUGCAACAUCAACGCCCCCACAAGCCACUACUGCUGAAAAUAUUGGCAAUUCUUUAAUCGGAUCAUCGUUUUCAACCAUACUCGCAUCCUUUAUGUGUUAUAUAUUAAUUUAG